AAUACGACGUACUACAACAACGAUACUCGCACUUGAAAGGGCUACCACUGCAGAACUACACACGCGCACAACCUCAACUGUUGAUCGGAUUGGACAAUAUCCGGCUUGGUGUGCCAUUGAAAAUUCGCGAAGGACGGCCACCUGAGCCAAUCGCUGCUCUAUGUCGACUAGGUUGGUCGAUCUACGGAGGAAGUGCAAAAAACAAGGCACCAGCAGCGAUAGUAAACUUUCAUGUUGCACCCCAGUCAGAUUGUAACAAAGAAGUCAACGACAUGUUGCGAGACUACUUCACGAUAGAGGAUUACUGCACGAAAGUUACAAAUGAGAAACUGGACACAGAAGAAGAAAGACGAGCGAAUCGCAUAUUAAAAGAAACAACAAAACGCGUCGAGCAAGGUAAUCGCUUCGAAACAGGGCUGCUUUGGAAUUCUGACUCUCCAAAUUUCCCUGAUAGCUACCCUAUGGCAGUUAAACGAAUGCAAGCACUAGAAAGAAAGUUCGCACAAAUGCCGGCACUUGAAGAAAAGGUACGGCAAACUAUAUCGGAAUAUGAAGCAAAGGGAUACGCCCACAAAGCUAGCCUAGAAGAACUUUCAUCUCAGGCAGUUGAAAAAAUAUGGUAUCUGCCAUUGGGGGUGGUACAAAAUCCAAAGAAGCCAGGCAAGAUAAGGUUGAUCUGGGAUGCAGCAGCAAAAGUUGAAGGAGUAUCAUUCAAUCUAAGAAUGCUGAAAGGGCCGGAUCUUCUGGCCCCGCUGCCACAGAUCUUAUGUCAGUUUCGACAAUUUCCAGUAGCAGUGUCGGGGGAUAUAAUGGAGAUGUUCCAUCAAAUCCGAAUUCGUCACCCUGAUCGCCAAUCACAGCGCUUCGUAUAUCGCAAGAGCCCUUCAAAUCCGAUACAAAUAUAUGUAAUGGACGUGGCGACGUUCGGUUCUACGUGCUCUCCCGCCGCAGCCCAGUACGUGAAAAAUCUAAAUGCACAAGAAUACUCAACAGAAUUUCCACGGGCUGCUAACGCAAUCAUAAAAAACCACUACGUAGACGACUAUUUGCAGAGCUUCAAGACAGUAGACGAAGCAAUACAAAUCGUGAAAGAAGUUAGUCUCGUACACUCUAAGGGCGGUUUCACACUUCGUCGAUUCAUGUCCAACUCGACAGAAGUACUAAAAAGCGUCGGAGACUCAGCGGAAGAAACGUCAAAGGAUCUUAUGCUAGAACGAGGAGAAAACACGGGGUCAGUCUUAGGAAUGAAAUGGAAGACAGGCGAAGAUGUCUUCACAUUCUCCUUCUCCUCCAACGAAAGUGUCCAGCAUAUUCUCCGCGAAGACCAUAUUCCCUCAAAAAGAGAAGUGUUGAAAGUCGUAAUGAGCCUAUUUGAUCCUAUGGGACUUAUAUCCUUCUUCCUGGUCCAUGGGAAAACCCUCAUUCAGGAAGUAUGGAUAAGAGGCAUCGAUUGGGAUGAUCAAAUACCGGUCGAUAUAUAUAAACGAUGGCGAGAGUGGACAAAUCUACUUCCACAACUAGAUAAACUACGCAUACCAAGAUGCUAUUUUCAAUCCCCUUACCCUAGAAAUAUCGAUGACAUACAGCUGCAUGUCUUCGUAGAUGCAAGCGAAACCGCGUACUGCGCUGUGGCGUAUUUUCGAAUAGAGACAGAAGGAUCGAUCCAACUUGGACUAAUAGGUGGUAAAACUAAAGUGGCCCCCCUUAAGACGAUAUCCAUUCCAAGACUAGAACUAAAAGCAGCCGUUCUAGGAUGUCGAAUGCUGUCCAGUAUUAAAGAGCAGCACUCCUUUCCCAUAAAACGACAUUUCCUAUGGAGUGAUGCAAAUGUUUGCUUGGCAUGGAUAAAGUCAGCUAACCCUCGACGUUAUCAACAGUUCGUCUCCGUGCGAGUGGGGGAAAUACUGACCACUACAGAUCCACAAGACUGGAGGUGGGUGCCGUCAAAACAAAACGUAGCAGACUUGGCCACCAAGUGGAACACCGGCCCCGAACUAGUGAUGGAAAAUCCUUGGCUUACCGGUCCUCGAUUCCUGCACGAAAAAGAGGACCGAUGGCCUCUGAAACAAUCCAUGCAUGACACCAACGAGGAGCCUCUGGAGAAAACUCCUUCGUUCUGCAGCAUUCAUCAUUCGGUACAAAAACAAUCUACGGAGCAAGGUUAAUGGGAAACCAUUGCAACUAGGGG
This is a messenger RNA of Anopheles arabiensis, 2188 nucleotides long. RefSeq lists its product as uncharacterized. Lineage: Eukaryota; Metazoa; Arthropoda; Insecta; Diptera; Culicidae. Bases 273 to 2165 code for a protein of 630 amino acids. The record is from RefSeq and is a predicted model, not a curated record. The transcript has 2 exons.